CGGUUUUGCUUGGAAAGACAUGAGUCGGAGUUUAUUGAGAAGGGCAGGUAUCCGGCAAAAUCGGCCAAAGUUUUUCAACGCGUAGACGACCGGGAUUUGUGCGUCUCACAGGGAUUAUAAUCUGAAGAUGAAAACAGCCAUGGAUGUGAGGAGGAAUUUGGAGGUGAGUGGGUGGUUUGCAGACAAACAUGACUGCCAACAAGAGUUCGAAGGCUGUCCCUCGUGCAGGAGGGGGUAAAGCCCCCCGGGACAACCCCGACAGGUGCCAGUCUACAUCACCUGUUCUCUCUACCAGCCAGGGACAAGGCCAGAAGCCACUCGUCAACGACGGAGAGAACUCAGGGAAGCAGAGUCGGUACGUCAGGACCGACGGCAGGUUCCUGGUACGUGCUGGCUGGAACAGCAAGGCCGCUACUCUAUGCGGUGGUACAUCUCUAACAGGUGACCCUGAGUCCCAAGGCCUUCUCACCAAGUCCAAGAGCAUCAGUUGCCUAGACAACAAGCUUUCUAUCUAUAAGCCCUCACUUCAAACCAAGGAAAAAUUUCAGGAAAGCCAGAGCAUCCAGGAUUUGAAGGAGAAACAAUCGGGGGAUCUCUGUUCAGGAGAUCGACUUAAUGGUCGACCUCUGAGUUGGAGCACACUCUCAUUGGGACCUCCAUCUAACCAAGGCCACAAGCGCACCCUCUCUGUCACACGCUCUGUGACCAGUGCCCCCCCCACUGCCAUCCGCAAAAAGAUCUCAGAAUGGGAGUGCAGGAGGGUGGCUUUGCCUAGGAUGAGCUUGUGCCUUGAUAAAAGGGCAGGGGGAGAGCGUGUUGGGGGCAGUGAGGGCUGCCCCAGUGUGCUCUCUUCUCCCUGCAGUGAGAAGAAUUUUGAUUUUAAGGGAGUUCGCAGGAUGAGCACGGCGUUCUCUGAAUGUUCCUACACAGAGACGGAGGAAGAUGAGCGAGUUUCAGACAAAGAUGGUAUAGGUCGCUUCCAGAAAAGGAUAAGCAAACUGGAGUCCUCAGGAACAUUUGUACGUUCCUUGUCCGCUCGGAAGGAGACGUCGGCAGUCCUCAACAGGAUACAAAAGAUAGAGCAAGCCCUAAAGGAAAAUCCCACCACACCCCCUCCACGUUAUCUGAAUAAUUGCUAUGCCCCAGAUAAGACAAGACAAAAGUCUUUUGUUGUAGGUGAGGAUUUUGACAGUACAUGCACCAGUAAGCGCAGCAGUAUUUGUUCAGUUGCCACUGAACCAGAUGCUCUCCUGGUGUCUGAUAAGCUCUCUAAACUCAGACAAAGGUUUAGUGUGAGCUCAACCAGGUCUGAGAGCCCAGAGCCACCCUGCCCACAGACCACUGUUGGCACACCAGUCAACCCCUUACCUAAACCCAAACGCACUUUUGAGUACGACGCCAAACAAGACCAGAAGGGCGUGUUGCCAGCCAAUGGACUACCUCCAGACAGAGCCUCUGAGUCUCCGCCACCCCUGCCCUCAACCCCUGCACCCAGCAUGAUACGCAUGGGAAAGACAGAGGGGAACGCCUCCAUGAGGCUCCAGGACAGAGAGUCGUGUGAGUCGGAGGAUGCUGCAAGCCUGCCGUCUUCAUACCCGUCCUCACCUACAGAGAAUGGCACAUUAACUGCAGAGACACGGAGUCGACCCAACUCCAAAAGCACUUUAGAGGAAAAUGCCUAUGAGGACAUUGUAGAGAAAGAGAAUCCAUAUGAGGAUGUUGACCUGAAGCGGAGGAGUUUGGGUCGGAAGUCUUGUCUGUCGGAGAGCAGCAGAUCGUGGACCGCUAUGGACAGGAAGCUGAACUCUCCACCUGAGUUGCCUUCCAAACCCAGUAGCCAAUCCCUGCGCCUGACUGGCCCCUGCGACAGGAAAAGCCACCGGAUCUCACAGUUGUCCAAACGCCACAGCCAUGAUGACAUGCUUCUUCGCCCUCAGCUGGGUGUUUCACCUGUUUCACCUUGUGGCCUGCUGGAUGACAGCCUAUGUGGCACCAGUGAUACUCUGGCCUCACACAGGCACUGGAGGAUCCCCAAGCUGGUCCAGAGGAUUAACUCCAUUUACUGCACUAAACGUGGGAAGAAGAGGCUGAAGAAAUUGUCCAUGUCCAACAUUGAGACAGCAUCUCUGAGAGAUGACAACAGUGAGAGUGAGAGUGACUCUGAUGACAGGUUCAAAGCUCACACCCAGAGGCUGUUGAAACUACAGUCGAUCCUUCGACGGGCCCCCAGCUACCGCACACUGGAGCUGCAGCUCAUUGAGUGGCAGGAGAGAGAACUCUUUGAAUAUUUUGUGGUUGUUUCCCUGAAAAAGAAACCCAGCAAGAACUCCUACUCUCCAGAGGUCACUUAUCAGUUCCCAAAGCUAGAGAGGCCCACCAAGCAGAUGAGGGAGGCAGAGCAGAGGCUCAAAGCCAUUCCUCAGUUCUGUUUCCCGGAUGCAAAAGACUGGAGUCCUGUGUCAGAGUACAGCAGUGAGACCUUUUCCUUCAUGUUGACUGGAGAGGAUGGCAGCAGGAGGUUUGGGUACUGCAGACGCCUGCUGCCAAGUGGGAAAGGACCUCGACUUCCAGAGGUGUACUGCGUCAUAAGCAGACUGGGCUGUUUUGACUUGUUUUCCACGAUUCUUGAUGAGGUUGAGAGACGGCGAGGCGUCUCAGCAGCCCUGGUGUACCCCUUCAUGAGGAGCCUGAUGGAGUCUCCCUUCCCUGCGCCAGGGAAGAUCAUCAAAGUAAAGACCUUUCUGCCUGGUGCAGGAAAUGAGGUCAUUGAGCUGAGGCGGCCCACUGAUUCCAGACUGGAGCACGUAGACUUCGACAGUCUGUUCAGGUGUCUGAGUGUACGGCAGGUGAUUCGCGUCUUUGCCUCUUUGCUGCUGGAGCGCAGAGUCAUCUUUGUGGCUGAUAAACUCAGCACUCUGUCCAGCUGCAUGCAUGCAGUGGUGGCGCUGCUCUACCCCUUCUCUUGGCAACACACCUUCAUCCCGGUGCUGCCUGGCUCCAUGUUGGAUAUUGUCUGCUGUCCCACACCCUUCCUGGUGGGGUUACUGUCCAGCUCACUGCCCAAGCUGAAAGAACUGCCUGUGGAAGAGGCUUUAAUGGUUGACCUGGGAACUGACCGCUUCAUCCGGCAGAUGGACGAUGAAGCUUCACUGUUGCCUCGGAAACUACAGGCGGCUCUUGAGCAAGCUCUGGAUCAGAGAAAUGACAUCAUCAGUCAGGACUCUGACAGCGAGUCAGACGAAGAGUAUAACUCUCUGAACAGCCUGGUGUCUGAGGCCUUCAUUCGCUUCUUCCUGGAGACCAUGGGUCACUACUCCCUGUUUAUUACUCACAAUGAGCGAGGGGAGCGCAUUUUCCAGAGGGAAGCCUUCCGCAAGUCUGUGGCGUCAAAGAGCAUCCGUCGUUUCCUGGGGGUCUUCAUGGAGUCUCAGAUGUUCGCAGGCUUCAUCCAGGAUCGAGAGCUGAGGAAAAGUCGUGCUAAAGGCCUUUUUGAGCAGAGGGUGGACCAGUAUCUGGAGGAACUACCAGACACAGAGCAAAGUGGAGUCAACAAGUUUCUCAAAGGCCUUGGAAGUAAAAUGAAGUUUCUCCACAAAAAGAACUGAGACGAAAUGAGCUCCUGUUUUCAGCGCUAUACCGACAGUGUACAUCAAACUAACGUCCCUUCAUCAUGAUGCCUCUUUUUUUUUUUUUUUUACCUGCCUUAAUUUUUUUAUGUAAACAUGUACAUACUCCACUGUAAGCUGGCUGUGAUACUCUUCAGUGUAUGUUUAUAAUACUUAAUAUGAUAGUGAUAGGAGGACGGUACACAACGAGUGAGCCGUAGAGUAACCACUGAUGUCCAGGUAUGAGUGUGGAGACUGUUAUCAGGAUGAGUGAGUGUAUGUGACUUGAUGUGGGCAUAGAUGUACAGUUCUUAUGUUUAAUUUUGCAUUAAUUCACGACAGUGUGGUUCUCUGUUUAAGGAGUAUAAAACCUAUUCCAAACUGUACAUGCAUUGAGACAAUGAAGAAAAUGAUUGUAACUGUUCAUAAAGUCUUUUGCAAUCUUUUAUUAAAAAAUGUAAUUAAAACGCUUUAAAUGAC
Messenger RNA from Sphaeramia orbicularis (orbiculate cardinalfish), 4085 nucleotides. RefSeq names its product DENN domain containing 2B (gene dennd2b). The record is from RefSeq and is a predicted model, not a curated record. Gene Ontology annotation, biological process: positive regulation of ERK1 and ERK2 cascade. The transcript has 20 exons. Bases 189 to 3605 code for a protein of 1138 amino acids. NCBI's taxonomy places the organism in Eukaryota, Metazoa, Chordata, Actinopteri, Kurtiformes, Apogonidae.